Mangifera indica (mango) is the source of this 1465-nucleotide messenger RNA. Its product is annotated as ubiquinol-cytochrome-c reductase complex assembly factor 1-like. NCBI's taxonomy places the organism in Eukaryota, Viridiplantae, Streptophyta, Magnoliopsida, Sapindales, Anacardiaceae. The record is from RefSeq and is a predicted model, not a curated record. Bases 262 to 1104 code for a protein of 280 amino acids. Gene Ontology annotation, cellular component: mitochondrion. The transcript has 7 exons. Gene Ontology annotation, biological process: mitochondrial respiratory chain complex III assembly.
AAUUUUCCCUAAUUUCAGGUGACAUAUAAUAUCUAGCAACUUGGUUAUUUGGUUGCCGUUGGAUUUGCUGACUUCUCUGUCCUCAAGGGUUUAGGGCUUAUUAGAAACGGAAACGGAACCGGAACACCAGGAACAGAAAACAACCAAAAACCCAGCUGCUUCUCCAUUCACUUCACUUGUUUUCUCCUCCUUCAAUUCAAUUUCUUUUUUUUUUUUCUCUCUCGGAACGACGUUGUUUUCAAUCUGAUCGGAUCACAAACAAUGUUGCCAAGAUGUAGCAGAGCACUCGCCUCACUAAAAUACGUAACACAGAGAAACCAUUUUCAUUGCGUUUCUCGCCAAAGCUAUGCUAUGUCUUUUUCUUCUUCUGCUGCUGCUGUAGCUCCAGCUCCUACUCCUGCCAAACAGAUGGUAAAUUUGGAUAAAUUGUUCUGGUCUAAGCCUUGUUCUUUGGCUUUGGCACCGGAUUCCCCCCACAGAAUUGGGGAGCCGCAUUAUGAGGGCGUUAAGCGUUUGAUUCUCAAGCUCAUGUUGUUUUAUAGUAAACAAAGCAAGUCUAUUCGGGGCGCAAAUGUUAUAUAUCGGCGAGUUGUUGCACAGGUUGAUAAACCUACCAUUUAUGAUGUAUUUAAUAUGGAGAAAACCUUUAGAGUGACAUUUUCAUUGCUUGUACUUCAUAUGUGGUUUGUUCUGCGUCGCUUAAAAGAAGAGGGUAAGGAAGGUGUUGAGCUUGGUCAGUAUCUGUAUGAGAUCUACAAUCAUGACGUCGAGCUGAGAGUAUCCAAAGCUGGGGUUAACUUAUUGUUGUCAAAAUGGAUGAAGGAGUUGGAGAAAAUAUUCUAUGGAAAUAUUGUUGCUUAUGAUGCUGCGAUGCUUCCAGAGGCUAAACAGGAUGAGCUACAAAAUGUAAUAUGGAGGAACAUAUUUUCUGAUGAUGGUACUUCAAAGCCAGAUGCUACUGCAUUACGGGCAGUUCAGGCUAUGACAAGGUAUGUCCGUCGGGAAGUCAGUUGUCUGUCUCUAACUGACAAAGAAGCUAUGUUUUCUGGGAAUUUUAUGUUCAGCCCCUUGGAGACUACCGCAUCUGGUCCAUUGAGAAAGUAAAAUGAAAGGCACAAACUGAGAAUCCAUUAAUCCAUAAUGGAGAUUAUAUUGAAAGCAUUCUUACAGAAGGAGAAAGGGAUCACACAGUCUCUCUUGUUAAUUUACCAUCGUAAAGUAGGUGCACUGUCAUUUCAAAUGGUUUUAUAUUUAAGUGGUUUUAUCAUAAAGCGACUGAGCUGAUCACUGUUGAAAUUUGUUCGCGGUUACUGAUUGCCUAACUGUAUUAUAGUUGAACCCAAUUUUUUUCAAUGAACAGCCUGCCAUAUACUGCACUUGAAAUCUAUAAUAAGGUGAAAGAAUCGUGCACUUGGCAAUGUUACUUCUUUGUAAUUAUAGCAGUUAACAGAACAAAUUUCUAAUA